AUGAUGUCAGUGGCGGAUGUUUCAAAACGCGUCACCGAUAAAGAAUUACGAUUUGGUUCAUUGUUAGCCAUAACGGCCAUAAACACACUCGCGAACGCAAUACCAAUCGUUCAUUUGAAUGGUUUAGUGAUAAACCUCUGUUCGGUUUAUUGUCAUCGUGUUGAGGCACUUAAGAUUGACUUCAAGGGAUGGCCAGAGUAUAUGAAAUCGGUCUGGAAUCAAAGUUCACAAUCGAUUGAACGAAAUGUCAAUCUAUCGCAGAUCAAUAACACAGCUGAAUUAUGGGCGAAUGUCAUAGCAGAAUGUAAGAAGAAACAAAAUUUGGGUAAUAAAUUCGAUCGACUAGCAUCGGCCGUGUUAAUUGCAUCUUUGAUUGGCAUUCGACGUGGUUUGGACAGAAUCUAUUUGGAAGAACGUGAAGCGCCAAAGCGUGGUGUUGAUCACAUCACACAUAGACGCGCACUUCUCAAUCAGUGUUCGCAACUGUUGAAUAGCAUCGAUUUUGCGGGACAUCCAUUGAAAUUUGAAUUGAACGAUCUAUGGGAUGGACGUCUUAUCAUGUGCAUUUAUAAUGAAAUUGAAUCUUCUCGAAAGAUCUCUCCAUAUCGCAUUCAAAGCGACUUAGCGCCACUGCAUAAAAUGGCAAAUUUGGAGUGCUCAUUAGAGGUUGAUAUGGACGAUCGACUUUUCGAUGCAAAACAAGAGAAGAGACGUCUGAUUGAUGAUAUGCGUUUACUGCCUAUUUCGAGUGAUAUUCUCCAUAAAUAUGCUCGCGAGUGGAUGGAAAUUGUCGAUAAGAAUUCGACUGCUAAAGAGAAUAAAAUAUUCGAGCUCUUUAAUGAUGUGGCCAAAUGGCCAUUCCAUAAGAUCGAAGAGGAAUACGCAUCACCAACUGAUAAGUCGGAGGAUGAUUUUCGUACAAAGAAACGUCUCGAUAAGCAACGUCAGCUUUUAUAUCGAUGGUUUGAAAUAUUUGCACAGUCAUUGGAAGGACGUGGUAGUGAUCUGCUGGUAGAUUUCUCAAGAACACCUCGUGGUUUUGCGGCACCUGAAGAAGUGAUGAACGGUACGAAGAAGAAGGAAAAACAACAUUGGGAACAGAAGGGCAAAGGUGGUGGUGGUAAGGCCAAGAAAGGGACAGGCCCAUCGAAGAAGGAGCUAAUUUUGGAGACGAAUAAGAAUAAAAAAAGUGAAAAAUUGGUUGAAACCGAGAAGCAAAUGGUUCAUUUUGCAACAAUGCAAGGCAAAAACGCAAUAGCGUUAUUGGAGAACUUGAUGUUUAAAUUAGAAUUGGAUGAAUCUCGUUCACAGUGCAUUUACGAGCAAAUGAUACGUAUUGCCAAGGAAUUGAGCGCACUCGAAGGUGCAUCGUUCCUGGAACAAAGACGUAUCAAAGCCGUUAUUUUAGUGGAUAAAAUCAAAAAUCUCUUAACAGUACACUGGAAUUAUCUCAAUGAACAGCAGAAGAAUGUGGUGAAUGAUUUAUUGGUACAACUCGGUUUUGAUACCAAUAAAAAACGCCCAACGAAUGACCAGAAUAGAUUAUCUUUGAAUAUGAACUUGAUCUAUUAUCAAUUGGUAUACGGUGGUGAAAUAAUCGAUAUUUUGUGCGAUCCGCAAAGAGACAGUCGUGUCACUGGAUUUCGUCCUGACGCCUGGCAAAGAGAGAUGCUCAGUGCUGUGGACAGAAACUAUUCGGCAGUGAUAAUCGCUCCGACGUCCGCUGGUAAAACGUUCGUUUCGUAUUAUUGCAUUGAGCGUGUUUUGCGACAGAGCGAUGACGACAUGGUUUGUGGAUCAGUGUAUGCACGUUUCCGCAAUAAAUCGCUAAGUGGCGGCAAAUCGUUAUUCGGUACACUAACGCACGAGUUCGCGAGCAAUCCACUGAACUGUCAGGUACUGAUCACUGUGCCAGAAUGUCUCGAAGAAUUGUUGGUGUCAUGCAAUCCAACUGUACAAGCAGUUGUCAACAAAAUAAAAUACGUUAUCUUUGAUGAG
Anisakis simplex (herring worm) is the source of this 1998-nucleotide messenger RNA. The record is from the annotation of a GenBank genome assembly. NCBI's taxonomy places the organism in Eukaryota, Metazoa, Nematoda, Chromadorea, Rhabditida, Anisakidae.